CUGCGUAAUAUCCAGCGGCCCGUAUUUUUGUACUGUGACAAUGAGUUAAUGCGUCUCUAUCACAUCAUUUUUAUCAUAAAUGAAAGUGGUGGAAAUGGGUUUUAUUUUCUCAUGCUCAGUUGAUCGUUUCUCCUUCAAUUCUUUAUGCCAUCUUUAAUUUUCCAUUUCUCGUUCUGGAUUCUCAAUUGCUCCCGUUUUUGGAUCUAGAAGGCCAAAUUUUCGAGUGGCUCUAAUCUCAUAGGGAUUUCUUCGAAAUGCCUGCGAAAUCUGUGCAAUCUUCUUAUCGGGAUCGCUCACAGGAGUUCCUCACCGUAGCAGAGAGCCUUAAGAAAUCUAUUUCUUUGGCUUCAAAUGGACAGAGCAGUAGCUCGAAACCAGAGGGAUUGCGAUCUGCGGCUUCCAUCCAGUCGGAGUUUAACAAGAGGGCUUCGAAGAUCGGAUAUGGGAUCCAUCAGACCUCACAGAAACUUUCCAAGCUUGCAAAAUUAGCAAAGAGGACAUCGGUUUUUGAUGAUCCAACCCUGGAAAUCCAAGAGCUGACUGCAGUUAUCAAGCAGGAUAUUACAGCACUCAACUCAGCUGUAGUGGACCUGCAGCUCCACUGCAACUCCAAAAGUGAAAAUGGGAACAUCUCUGCUGACACCACAAGCCACUCAACCACAGUUGUGGAUCAACUGAAGAACCGGUUGAUGAGUACCACAAAAGAAUUCAAGGAAGUCCUAACCAUGCGGACUGAGAAUAUGAAGGUUCAUGAGAAUAGGAGGCAAUUGUUUUCUUCCACUGCUUCUAGGGAUACCACAAAUCCUUUUGUUCGGCAGCGUCCAUUGGCUUCCAAGACAGGUGCUAGUACCUCAACGACACCACCCCCUCCAUGGGCAAAUGGAUCAGCAUCUCCAUCACAAAUGUUUUCCAGGAAGUCAACGGAUGGGGAUACACAACCAUUGCUACAGCAGCAACAUCAACAACAACAUCAGCAGUUAGUUCCAUUACAAGACAGUUACAUGCAAAGCAGAGCAGAAGCCCUUCAAAACGUGGAGUCAACCAUUCAUGAGCUGAGCAACAUUUUCACACAACUGGCUACUAUGGUUUCUCAACAAGGAGAACUUGCCAUCAGGAUUGAUGAGAACAUGGACGACACAUUGGCAAACGUCGAGGGGGCACAGGGGCAGCUGCUGAAGUAUCUUAAUAGCAUCUCAUCUAACCGCUGGCUGAUGAUCAAGAUAUUCUUUGUAUUGGUUGUAUUCCUCAUGAUUUUCCUAUUUUUUGUAGCUUAGAAAUAUACUGUAAAUAAUCAAAACUAGAAAUAGAAGGAAAAACGUCAAUGCUCUUCCAAAUGUGAUAAGUGAGUGCAUUUUUAAUAUGAUUUGUGUUGGAAAAUGACAUUUUUCGGUUAUUUAUGUAUGGACUAUGUACAAUAGAAGCAGAAUUAGUGAAUUCAAUUUUAUUUAUGUUA
Molecule: messenger RNA, 1453 nt
Organism: Macadamia integrifolia
Lineage: Eukaryota; Viridiplantae; Streptophyta; Magnoliopsida; Proteales; Proteaceae
Product: syntaxin-32-like
Exons: 5
Coding region: 255-1274 (339 amino acids)
Biological process (GO): intracellular protein transport; endoplasmic reticulum to Golgi vesicle-mediated transport; vesicle fusion
Cellular component (GO): SNARE complex; endomembrane system; Golgi membrane
Molecular function (GO): SNAP receptor activity; SNARE binding
Source: RefSeq, a predicted model, not a curated record